This is a messenger RNA of Parathielavia appendiculata, 1599 nucleotides long. RefSeq lists its product as uncharacterized. Gene Ontology annotation, molecular function: structural constituent of ribosome; RNA binding. Lineage: Eukaryota; Fungi; Ascomycota; Sordariomycetes; Sordariales; Chaetomiaceae. The transcript is spliced from 2 exons. The record is from RefSeq and is a predicted model, not a curated record. Bases 116 to 1303 code for a protein of 395 amino acids. Gene Ontology annotation, biological process: translation. Gene Ontology annotation, cellular component: ribosome; mitochondrion.
AUUUGCGUGAGAGAAGCAGCAGCUUGGAUACGGAGUACGCCGACAACAACCCUGACGCCCACCGCCGCCCUCUUCCCUCUUGAGUGAGGACUUUGCGCCACGAUCGGCCGGCGUCAUGGACAAGAUCCUCCGGCGGGUGCGCAUGGCCGAGCGCCAGGUUGCGCGGCGAGCCAAGCGCCGGCAAGAGCUCGCGUACGCUAUUGAGAAGAGAAAUCGCCUUCGGACAGUCCGCAAUAUGAGGGAUCAGGCCGGCUACGAACUCAAUACGGCCAUCAAGGCCAGGCACGAAGAUCUGGAGCUUGGCCCGCUCGCUCCGCGCCGCGACGUCAGCAAGCCCGACCCAUUCGGCAACUACUGGGGCAGCAUCUCGACCGACCGAGCCCUGCUCCAGACCACUCUCACCGAUGAGCAGCGAGACGCCCGCGCCGCCUGGGCCGGCGGGUCGCAGUACCUCUGUCUCGCCCCGAAUGACCGCGUUGUCAUUACCGAGGGCCCCUACAAGGGCAAGAUUUCGACCAUUGCCCAGAUCAACAAGGAUAAUAUGACCGUUGAAUUGGACGGCAACGUUGCCAUUACAAACGCCAAGAUCCCCUCGUUCCUGUCCCAAAAGGGCCAAGCCCCCGUCCAGCAGAUCAAAGGGCGCAUACCCAUCUCCGCCAUCAGGCUGGUACACCCGCUCCCUGACCCGAUGACCGGCGUGACCCGCGACGUCAUCAUCCGUGAGCUCAAGCCCGUCGGGAUAAUCCACGAUCGGCCGACUCGCAAGGUCUUCUACGGCCGCAUGGUGCCGGGUCCGAACGUGCGCAUCCCAUGGCCGAAGCAAACACCAAAACAGUGGCCAGACCACGCAUUCGACACACUUCGUCUCGAGGUCGAAGAGCGCACGUUUGUGCCGACGCUGCUGCGUCCGCCCAUGCCAGAGACAGUCCUCGACGAGCUGCGCAACAAGUACUCCAAAUUCCGCACGCGGCACAUGCCCGAGUACGUCGCCGAAAUUGAGGCGCGUGAGGCCGAGAAGAAGGCCCGCCAGAAAGGCGCCCGCGCCGGUGAAAUGCUGCUGCCCGUGCAGGAGUACAACCGCAAGAUGCGGGAACUGCGCCGCGAGCGCGGCCAGCCCGUGCUGUCGGAGGAGAUGCUCGAGAAGAUUGGCGAGGUCAUCGCCAGGAACAGGAUGGCCAGGUCGCACGGCGCUGCUACCCCAGCUGCGGAGGCCGAGGUGGACAAGGUCCAAAAAGCGGUCGAGGAGCUCUCGAUCGCGGGAGAUGCGCUGGGGACUACAGAUGGGAAGCAGCCCAGGGCAUGAUGAUGCACAGGGCUGCUCUUCCCCCGCUCUGGGUUUUCUGCCGAGGGCUCAUAUCUACCCCUUUCUGUGUGAGCUCAUGUGAAUGGGUUGCUGAAACAGGGGGAUUGUAUCAUAGCUGCUACGACAGCAAUCAGUGCUCCUUAUUCCGUGUAACGAUAAUGUGGAUAUAGAGCAUAUACCAUGGGAUUUCCUGCCGCUUCCUCGACUAAGGCUGCCAUCGUUGCCGUUCCGCAAGUCUUCGCGCAGGGAAAGCUCGCCAUACCCAGCAGCCACAUAAGCUUAGCCAUCUGGUCUCC